CGCCAGCGGCUGGCGUUCAAAAUAAAUUGCGUGUAAAUUUCUAAAACAAAUAUAAGCAAUAAAAAAAAGUGCACAAAUUAUUGCCAAGCAUUAAUAAAAUAAUAGAAAGCAAAGUGCAGUUGCUGAAAAAACAAAUAAACGAUCGCCAAAAGCGUUCGAAAGUGCACGGAAUUUGGCCAAGUUAAAAACAAGUUUUAAAGGCGGCACACACACACAUACACACACACACAGUCAGAGAGAAGAAGCGAAGCCGAAGCGAAGCCAGCAAUUAAAGAAAGAAGUUCGUCGAGGGGCACAAAGUGAGGGGCGGGGCUGAGUUAUGAAUCAUAGCCAAGUGGCUACAAAGAAACAACAAAAAGUGCCAAAGAGCCACAAAAAUAUUUUGUUGGGGCUUGUUAACUGUGUGUAAACAAGCGACAUAAACAACGCUUAAUUCUACACCAAAAUCGUGGCAACUUCUUCUUCUUCUUCUUCACCUGAUGCCUGCCAGGGAAAUGCGUCCACUCAAUCUCUCCAUUGGAGCCUCGCUCCUGCCCAGCUUCUCGUUGGUCACUGCGGCAGCAGGCCAAGGAAACAUUCGUGCCUCCGAAGCUAGCCGAGAUUGCUUUGGCAAAGUCUGUCAUGUGGUGGAUGAAUAUUGCUCGCAUUUUGCUGAGAGCUGCAUGCCGUGUGCUGGGAUUUGCAAUGUGACUUCACACAAUUAUCAAGCGGAUGUGUGUGUCCAGGAAUGCUCAGCCUUUAAUAAGUAUGAGCUGCUCAAUUCCGAGUUGCACAGCAUCAAGAGCACACAGAAUUUGAUUUUGCUGCUGCUGAGCAUACUCCUCAUAAUGAUUGCCAUACGCUAUCUCCUUAAGUGCCUGAGCUGGCUGCGCCACAAGCGUUGCAUUCAAAAGUUGCUCUCCCGUCUGCUCUCGAAGCCAUAUCAGAGCAAUGCCAAUGGCAAGGAUCUCAAUGCCACAACCAUACAAAAUUUCAAUGCCAUAAACCGUGACAUUGAACGGGCGCCGUCUCAGAUCUACAGUGUGGCAGACGCUGAAGGAUCUGUGGUGACCAUGGCGACGCCAGUCAGCACGCGCUAUCCGGCCGAGAAUAGCACAACACCAACAACGGUAGUCACUGAAGUCGGCUAUAACUAUGGGUACGACAAUCAGGCAAUGGUUGUAACGCCAGUCGCCGAGAAACCUGGCACAAAUGCACCGCCAGCUUUCUAAAUUUACUUGUAUCAUCAUCAAUUCACACAGUAGCUGCUAAAUCAAAUGAAACAGUGUGCAUCACAUUGAAACUAGUGAUAUUUUAUAUUUGUAUGACCAUAAGCAAUUGAAAUCAGUUUGUAAAAAUACACAAUCUAAGUUACUUUAAGAUUACCAGCGAAAUAAACUUUUGAAUUAAACGUU
Drosophila nasuta is the source of this 1394-nucleotide messenger RNA. It is a transcript of the gene grnd, whose product is annotated as grindelwald. The record is from RefSeq and is a predicted model, not a curated record. Bases 480 to 1211 code for a protein of 243 amino acids. NCBI's taxonomy places the organism in Eukaryota, Metazoa, Arthropoda, Insecta, Diptera, Drosophilidae. The transcript has 3 exons.